AUGACGACAGUCACCUUAAGUGCAGGGAACGGAGGACGCAACAAAGGGGCAGGUCCGAACCUCCAGCCUCAGACCGUCAACGGUCGCCUGACCCUUGACCUGAGUAACCAGGGUCUGACGUCCAUCCCGGAGGAGGCGUUUGAUAUCACUGACCUGGAGGUUCUAGAUGUGUCCGACAACAAACUAACCAGCAUCCCGGAAGCAAUCGGCCGGCUGCAGAAACUUUACCGUUUGGACGCGCACGGCAACAUGCUGACAAGUUUGCCACAGGAGAUUGGUUCCUUGCAGAAAUUGACACAUCUGUACGUUCAUAGUAACAAACUUGCCAACUUGCCUCCUGGCAUAGAAAAGCUGCAGAAACUGAGACAGCUGUACAUUUGUGGUAAUCAGCUGACGGAGGUACCCUCAGGCGUCUGCUCGCUCCCUAACCUUGAGGUGUUACAUGUUGGUAACAAUAAACUCUCCACCUUCCCCCCUGGUGUGGAAAAGCUGCAGAAACUGAGAGAACUGUACAUUUAUGGUAAUCAGCUGACGGAGGUACCCUCAGGCGUCUGCUCGCUCCCUAACCUUGAGGUGUUAAGUGUCGGCGCAAACCCCAUCAGACGUCUCCCCGAUGACGUCACACGACUCACCAGGCUGAAAACUCUCUAUGUCGACAACUGUCAGUUUGACGAGUUCCCCAGACAGGUGCUGCAGCUGAAGAAACUGGGGAAACUGUACGCUGAUGGCUGCAAGUUUGACACGGUGCCAGAUGAAGUGGGAGUGGGAAACUUACAACACCUGUGGUACUUAUCAUUGUCAACUAACCUCCUCAGAACCCUGCCGAGCACCAUGAGUCACCUGCACAACCUACGGGAAGUCCACCUCUCGAACAACAAGUUCGACACGUUCCCAAAAGUCCUGUGUGAACUACCUGUCAUGUUCUACCUGUACAUAAGGAACAACAAGAUCACCAGGCUCCCAACCGCCCUUUACCGAGCCGGCAAGCUGAAGGACUUGGAUGUUUCUGGAAACCCCCUGACAUACCCUCCAUGGGAUGUGCGUGGACAGGGGUUCAGAGCCAUCAUGGCCUUCUUGAAAGAGGAGGCUGAGAAAGAAGGAACAACGCGAGCUGGACAAGACGAGGAUAAUGGCUCGACAGCAGGGAUUAAGAAAGCCCAAGAUGUACAAGGCACAACAGGACAAGAGGUGAAGAAGGGCUCGGUAGCAGGCAAAGUGACUAAAGAAGUCCGAGAUGUAGAAAUAACACCUGUCCCUGCUCCGAACCCGCCUCCGCCUCCACGAGAGCCACUCCCACCACUCCUUUCGCCACUUCCUCCUCCAAGUGUGGGAAUCUCCUGCUCCGACAGCACUCUCGAGAUCGCCUCGUCCUCCCCGAAUGUCCGAACCUCCAGCCUGCCCCUGGCUGAAGGUGCAUCUCCGGUACAACCCCAGACAGCAGGGCUAGUAUCAGGAGCUGGUGUGGUUCAGAAGCAACCGACUGGAGACAGCAAAGCGCACGAUAAAGACCUGAAUCUAGCGUUCAGUCGUCUGGCACUGAAAGUCAAACCAGCCGAAUGGAAACACAUCGCCCGGCAGUUAGGCUUCAACAAUCAGGAGGUUAAAGACGUCGCGACCGACUGUCCAGACGAGCCGAUGUACGAGACGCUGGUAAGAUGGAGAGAGCGAGCCGGUCCUGCUGCCAGCCUGGCUGUACUGGAGCGGUGUCUGAGGGACCUGGAUCUGCACCAGCUGGCAGACCAGAUCACCAGGACGGCUAUGAGCCCGACCCGGAGAGGCCAUGAGUCAGGAGAAAGGGGAGCGGUCGGAGGCCAGCUGCCGGGUGAGGUGCAGAGCAGAUAUCCAAGCGUGACGGUUGACCACAAGCUUCCUAUCAUCGAGUUUGAACGACUCAACUUUCCGAAAGAGCCCGUUCUCGGCAGUGGGGGUUUCGCCGCUGUAGAGAAGGCCUAUCAUCUGGACUUGAGACAAGAAGUGGCUGUCAAACGGCUGCUGACUCGCAAAAUUACAGGAAGUGAGCAAGAUCUGCUGUACUCCGAGGCGAGGAAACUGAACCUGGGAAGCCGAUCAGACCACGUCAUCAGUCUGCUGGGGGUCUGUCUGGACCCAAACUUCGCCAUCGUGAUGCCCUACAUGGAGAACGGCUCUCUGGCCGGGCUGCUGCGGGAUGUGGACGUGCCCUGGGCCCUGAGGUGGAGAAUGGCGCACGAGAUCUCCCUGGGAAUGACUUUCCUGCACUGCCAGAACCCACAGAUUCUCCACUGUGAUCUGAAGGCAGAAAACGUGCUACUGGAUGGGGACUUCCAUGUGAAGAUUUCGGACUUUGGGCUGUCCAAGUGGAAGGCCGAAUCUCGUGUGGUCACCGGAACCAGUCCAUCAGGUAGCACAAUCACGCAUGCUCCACCGGAAUACCAUGCAAACAUCAACCUCAUUCCUACCGCCAAAUUUGACGUGUACAGCUUUGGUGUACUGCUUUGGGAAAUUGUUACUAGAAGGCAGCCCUAUGCACAUGCUGCCAAUUCGGCCCUGAUCUCUAUAAAUGUGGAAAGGGGUCAACGACCUGACCUAACCCUGAUCCCCACAGACCGGGAGGACGUGACGUCAGUGAGUCAGCUGAUGCAGACAUGUUGGAGUCAGAACCCGGACGACAGGCCAUCGUUCGACGACUGUGCUGACCGACUCCGCCAUGUGAAGGACAGGUUUAGCCGCGAGGACGUUCGACAGGCUAUCAGCGCUGUGGAGAAGAUGCAGGUGUAAGAUUCAUGCUUAUGCUAAGACUACUCUGCUUGUUCACUAGUCGGUUUGGUUCAUUUCGGUAAAGGUUUUAGUAUUUAGUUGGUAGCAUGUUAAAGUAUAGUAUACUGUAGUGAACAGAUCGGUGCUUGGACUGUUGAUAUUUCGGCUUUACAUUCAAGCUAUAACAGAUCCCAAAACCAAAUGACGCAGCGUGAUGAUUUCUCUGCAACUGUAAUUGAGUUUAAUGUAGAGUCACCAUGAUUAGUCUGAUUUGUUUGUUCUUGAGUUAAUAAUUGCUAGUUUGGUUAAGUUGAUGUUUUAGAUUUGUGGCAUGUAAAGCAUUGUACAGGGACUUUUAAUGGUGAUAAUUUAGCUUAAAAACUAUCAAAAUAGUUAACUUGUGUUUGGACCUUUCUGUUCCUGUGAUGAUCUAUAUGCAGAUAUGCUGUCAUCAACCAUAUGAUUAACGUGUAAGGUGGUGGUGAUAUCUUGACAAUGAUUAAGUAUUGAUCGGGCACUAC
Branchiostoma floridae (Florida lancelet) is the source of this 3257-nucleotide messenger RNA. RefSeq lists its product as uncharacterized. Gene Ontology annotation, biological process: signal transduction; protein phosphorylation. The transcript has 14 exons. Gene Ontology annotation, molecular function: protein binding; protein kinase activity; ATP binding. The record is from RefSeq and is a predicted model, not a curated record. NCBI's taxonomy places the organism in Eukaryota, Metazoa, Chordata, Leptocardii, Amphioxiformes, Branchiostomatidae. The coding region runs from base 1 to 2757 and encodes 918 amino acids.